This is a messenger RNA of Fusarium poae, 3711 nucleotides long. RefSeq lists its product as uncharacterized. The record is from RefSeq and is a predicted model, not a curated record. NCBI's taxonomy places the organism in Eukaryota, Fungi, Ascomycota, Sordariomycetes, Hypocreales, Nectriaceae. The coding region runs from base 1 to 3711 and encodes 1236 amino acids. The transcript is spliced from 2 exons.
AUGUCGACCCCUUCUCUGGCUGAAAAGCUGGACAAGAUCAAAUCCCCAGGUCUUCAAAGCCAAAAGAAGACUGUCGUCGUUCUUCAGGCUGUCGAGUCCACACUCAAGGAGCAGAACACAGAUCCUACGCCCACAGGAUACUUUGCGUCUCUUCUAGCCCUUCUUCAGCAAGCGAACAGCAAUGACAAUGUGAAUCUAGAAUUGGCGACUCCCGUCGUCUACCUUCUCGACGUCGUUACACCUUAUGCCCCGCAGCCUCUUCUCCGAUCAAAGUUCACGCAGAUUCUUACUCUUCUGGCGCCCUUACUUUUAUUGCAGGAUGCGGAGGCUAUGCUUCUGCGAUCAUCCAUAGGAUGUCUUGAGUCGCUUCUUCUCGCACAGGACGCCGCAUCAUGGGAGCUUUCCGUUUCCCAGAUUGGCCCUCGACGAGCCGUGGCGGGACUCUUGAACAUGUCUCUCGACCACCGACCGAAAGUGCGUCGAAGGUCGCAGGAGGCCUUGAAGAAGGUCCUUCGAAACCCGCCCCCGAGCCCUUCUCUGGAUCACCCUGCUGCCGACAUGUGUGCCCAGACUGCCACCAAGAACCUGGAGAAUCUCGCUAGCCAGAUUGCGCAGGCGCGCAAGGGAAAGAAGGCCGACGGCACUCACGAUCCUGCUAUGAUCCACGCCCUUCAACUAGUCAAGACUGUUGCGGCCGCGAGUGGUGGCUGGCCCAGCAAGAAGAUCGAGUCAUUGUGCGAGUUGCUACUGGGUAUCGCCAAGAGUGGAAACGAGUACAUGACCAUGGCGUCCUUCGAAAUUUUCGAGAUGAUUUUCGAGGGCAUGACUGAUGAAGUUUCAUCGGCUAAACUCCCACGACUUAUGGAGAUCAUCUCUGAAUUGAGACCUGCCGCCAACGACACGCAGCUUGUCCCCCCGUGGCUCGCUAUAUUGUCUCGAGGAUACGAUGUUUCAGCGCAAGUCGAGCCUGACGAGACUUUCCAGAACCUUCCCCAGCUGUUCGAUAUGGUUGCCCAGUUCCUUGGGGCUCCCUCUGAGAACAUUCGAAUUUCUGCCUCAGAAUGUUUGGUUUCUUUCAUGGCCAACUGUAUUCCUCAGCAGGUCAUCCUCGAGCCCUCAAUUUACGAUGAGAAGAUUCUUGAGAAGCUUGCAAAAUCAGCAGAAUCCCUUUUGACUGUCCAGUACCAGGCUGCUUGGCUACAGACCUUCAAUGUCCUCGGCGCUAUCUUCGACACAUUGAGAUGGAGGUCUUAUCCUAUUAUGAUGAACGUUACCAAGACGAUUGGUGAGAUUCGCGAGAACGGCUCCUUCCGUAACAAGAAGGAUGCUGAUGAAGUGAUUGGAAAGGCGAUUCGAGCCAUGGGUCCCGAGUCUGUUCUAUCAAUUCUUCCUUUGAACCUUGCCAAGCCCGCAAAGGGCCAGCCGGGUCGUGCUUGGAUGUUCCCUAUCCUCCGUGAUUACACAAGCAACACAAAUCUGGCUCAUUUCAAGAGCGAGAUGAUCCCCCUCAGUGAAUUCAUGUUCCAAAGGGUUAUCGACCACGGAGAGGCUGAGAAGACAAUGGAGAUCAAGAUCUACGAGACAGUUGUUCAGCAGAUCUGGUCUAUUCUCCCUGGUUAUUGCGACCUUCCUCUGGAUCUUACCGAGGCUUUUGACCAGGGCUUUGCGGAGAUCCUGGCCAACCUUCUGUACAAGCAGGUUGAGCUGCGACUGGAUGUUUGCAGAGCUCUCAAGACCCUUAUCGAGUCCAACCAGGCUAUUGCUGAUAUCGAGGAGGAGGAAGAGAACCUUGUUCUUCAGAGCCGAAUCAGCCGCGCUGAUGCCAAGAAGAACCUCGAAUAUCUUUCCCAAUUCGCAGGCAAUAUGCUAGCCGUCUUGUUCAACGUGUACACACAGACUCUUCCCCAAAGCCGCGGUCCCAUUCUGCAGACCAUCAACACUUUCCUCAGCAUCACACCCAACGCUGAGCUUAUGGAGACUUUUGACCGCGUGAGCAAGAUGCUUGCUACUGAGUUGCAACAGGAGAAACCAGCGGAAAAGAAGAAGGAGAACCAACAAAAGUCAAAGGAUCACAUGCCUUCGACAGCCCAGACUUUGAUGGACCUCGUUAUCACAAUGUCUGUGUACCUUCCCCGGGAAAGCUUUGCCGCCCUUUUCGAGAUCGCUGCUGUCAUUAUCAACAAGGGGGAUGAGCCUCAACUUCAAAAGAAAGCAUACAAGCUCAUCCCCCGUCUGGCGGAUUCCGAAAUCGGCAAGGCUGCUCUUCAGGAGCGAACUGCUGAGCUCCAGAACCUCAUCGUCACUAGUACCGAGAAGGUCUCAGCACCCGCUCGACGAGAGCGUCUCGCUGCAAUCAUCGCCCUCCUCCCCUUCAUCUCCGAUGCCUCUCUUCACUUCAUUCCUUCCGUGCUCAGCGAAGUUGUUAUCUCGUGCAAGGAGAACAACGAGCGUGCGCGUGAAACAGCAUACGAUCUUCUGGUUCGCAUGGGUCAGCGUAUGGUCGAGGCUAACGGCGCAGCUAUCGACAACAGCAAGGUCCCUCACAUGCCCGAUGACGCCCCUGCUGGAACUGCCAAUAUUGAGGAAUUUAUCACCAUGGUUAGUGCUGGUCUGGCCGGUAGCACACCCCAUAUGAUUUCUGCUUCUAUCACAGCCAUUAGCCGACUUCUAUAUGAGUUCCGAAGUGCUUUGAGCGAUUCUACUCUGUCCGACUUGGUUCAAACUAUGGACCUUUUCCUUACUUCCAACAACCGAGAGAUCGUCAAGAGCUGCCUGGGAUUCGUUAAGGUUUGCGUUAUUGGUCUGCCCGUCGACCUGAUGCUUCCUCGUCUUUCAACCCUUGUUCCUAACCUUAUUGUUUGGAGCCACGAGCACAAGGGUCAUUUCAAGGCCAAGGUAAAGCACAUCAUCGAGCGCAUGGUUCGUCGCUUUGGCUACGAAAACAUCUAUAAGAACUGUCCCGAUGACGACAAGAAGUUGAUGGUCAACAUCCGAAAGACUAAGGAGCGUGCCAAGAAGAAGAAGGAUGCAGCCAAGGGCGAUAACGAUGGAGAGGAGAGUGACGAUGACGAGGAUGGCCCAUCUAAGCGCCAAUUCGAGAACGAAUACGACCAAGCUCUUUAUAGCAGUGAUUCUGACGACGGAGACGACUCAGACGACGAGGUUAGGCCAACAAAGAAGGCGCAGAAGGGCGGUAGGACAUACAUUGUCGAGGAUGACGACGAGCCCCUCGAUCUUCUCGACAAGAAGGCCCUGGCCAACAUCUCAUCCACCAAGCCCGUCAAGAUGCGCAAGCCUACACGCACCAAGGCUAAGGUCGAUCUCGACGGCAAGCUCAUCCUUGGCAAGGAUGACGACGACGAGAUGGAAGUGGAUGAUAACCCUGAAGCCUCAGGCGUGGGCGCCUAUGUCGCUGCUCUUAAGGGCAAGGACGUGGCCAAGCGCGGUCGUGGAGGCAAGCUUAAGUUCUCCAACAGACGCACGAAGGACGACGACGACGAGAUGGAAAUGGAUGACGACGAUGUUGCCGCAGUCAAGAACAGGAUCAGUCCUGGACGGGAUCGUGGCAACCGUGGAAACUUCCGCGGUGGCCGAGGAGGUCGUGGUGGAAAGAGUGGAAGGGGAGGCAUCGCUGCUGGACGAAAGGGAUUAGGCGUCGAGAAGAGACAUGGAGCGUCUGGCGUAGGAAAGCCUAGGAGAGGACGCAACUAG